UUCACAUCCAGACCCAAACAAACGCUCCUUCCCACCACCUUUACCCGACGUCAGCCUGCAGCUGAGUGCAGCACCGCCCACACAUCAAUUCGAGAAGUCUUUCGAGCUGCUGGCCCCCCCAGCGUCCUAUCAUCAUGGCCUCUCAAGCAACCCCCACGCCGCAGGCGCCAAACCUCGAUCGCUAUGUCGUGAUACACGUUGCCACGACGUGCGACGAACACGGCGUGUACGUGACCAAGGACUCUGCUGAGGUCAUUGAGCUCGGCUGGAUCCUGCUGGACGCAAAGUCCUGCGAAGAGCUUCACCGCGAGAGCGUCCUCGUCAAGCCCGUCAACACUCCCAUCACUGCGUUGUGCACAAGCUUGACGACCCUGACCUGGGAUCAGGUCCGCAACGCCGGUUCGUUCAGAGACGCCAUCAACCGCUUCGACACCUUCGCACAGGAGCACAUCCUCCCUAACAACUACGAAUUCGCCUUCGUCACGCUCGACUCAUGGGACCUCCGUGUCCAAUUGCCCCGUGAGGCCCGCGAUAAGGCUGUCGUCCUGCCUCCAUACCUCCAGCACUCUCGCACAUUCGAUUUGCGCACCGAGUACCAGCGCUGGCAAGCACACCACCCAGAGUCACUGCCGUUCGGUUCGAGCGCCCUGACCAACAUCUGUGCCGCCCUCGAGGUGGAGCCUGUGCAGUCGUCAGCUCCCAUCAAACACAACCUCCCCUUUCACUUACAGGCGCUCGCCCCCGCUUCGCCAAGGCGGGCCAUGGAAGAGGCUGUCACACUCGCCAGAGUGCUUCGUGGUCUUAUCCGCAAGAGCCAACCGCCCCAGGAGCAUCCCGACGUGCUCACGAAGCCAAUGGAUGCUCGCGCCGACGUUCGUGCCUUCCUUUCCGAGCGCAGCAAGGUCCUCCACAUGAGCGGCCUUCCUCACGACACCACCCAGUCCGAGCUUGAGAGCUGGUUCACCCAGUUUGGCGGACGCCCGAUUGCGUUCUGGACGUUGCGCACCCCUGAUCAACACAAGCCCACUGGCACUGGUUUCGCCAUCUUCUCAUCCCACGAGGAAGCUGCCGAGAGUCUCUGCAUGAAUGGCCGCGCCCUGAACGAGAAGGCUAUCGAAGUCUCGCCAUCGUCCAGUCGUGUCCUUGACCGCGCCGCUGAGAUCAUCACCCCAUUCCCGCCCAGUAAGAAUAGGCCUCGUCCGGGUGACUGGAACUGCCCAUCGUGCGGCUUUUCCAACUUCCAGCGCCGCACUGCAUGCUUCCGCUGCUCAUUCCCCGCCAUGCAGCAAGGUCCCCAGGGCGGUGAUCCUAUGGGAUACGGUGGCUACGGCUACGGCCACCCUGGCAUGAUGGGCCCUCCUCAGCACCACAUGGGCGGUCACGGCCACGGCCACGGCAUGGGCGGUGGCCACAUGCGUGGAGGAACUGGCGUGGUUCCUUUCCGUGCUGGUGACUGGAAGUGUGGCGAGAACGGGUGCGGCUACCACAACUUUGCCAAGAACACGGCUUGUUUGCGCUGCGGAGCGAGCCGCGCGGGAGCUGCCGUUGUCGCUGACAGCGCCUUCCCUUCGCCUAUGGAUACUCCCUCAAGCUUCGGCAUGGGCCCUCCCUCCAUGGGCGGCACUCCCAAUGCUGGUCCGUACGGUCCUGCUGGCUACGCUCAGGGCGGCUUCCCACCUCAGCAGUACGGUGGACCGCCAAGCCAGUACGCUUUGCCUUCAGGUAUGGGUGCAGCUAGCCCCUAUCCUCCCAUGGGCGCGCAGUACUCUCAGAACGGCGGUAUGCACUCGACACCUUUCGACAGCCGUUCCGCCGAGGCUGCCUUCAGCGCGGCUGACCCAUACCCCAAUCAGGGCGCCCCCAAUGGUGGCGGCGACCCCUUCUCCUUCCUUUCUACCGGCUUCAACUCGCUGUCGAUGAACGAUGACCGUCGCAACGCUUCGAACUCGGCCAACAAGUCACCGGCGUAAGCUACUCGUAUAUAAGGUAUCACAUCUGCAUCCUCGGAUCUUGCACAAGCGAUUUGGUAUGGGAUGGUUUUUUUCGGACAGGCUGGCGCUGGCAAGAUUGAAUUCGGGGAGUUCAUCGUUCAGAAAUGGUUAAGAUCUCGUGGCAUUUGCAGGCUACCUGGCAUGGAAACGGGUCGGUGUGCGUAUAGACUGGGGACCUCAAGCGAUGGAGUUUGAUACCUUUAGCGGAUGGUGGUGUUUCGGGGUGGAUUUGCAACAAAAGCCGGACAGGAUAAAAGUACAGGCUCGGCUUUGCAGCGGCUACAGAGGCAGGUUGGAGCUUUGGAUCUGUUAGUCCGUCCCUU
Messenger RNA from Boeremia exigua, 2314 nucleotides. RefSeq lists its product as uncharacterized. The record is from RefSeq and is a predicted model, not a curated record. NCBI's taxonomy places the organism in Eukaryota, Fungi, Ascomycota, Dothideomycetes, Pleosporales, Didymellaceae. Gene Ontology annotation, molecular function: 3'-5'-RNA exonuclease activity; RNA binding. The transcript has 3 exons. Bases 135 to 1970 code for a protein of 611 amino acids.